UUUCCUUCUCCCUCUAGACGCCUCUGACCCUUUUCAUCCCUACUGUCAUGGAUAAGUCUUCCUCCAAGCUCUCCGGUACGGGGUGUGACUUCGUGGUAGCCACCACUCAGGCGAGUAUCAACUCCAGUCUGUUGGAGUACCUCGCUGAAGGCAGUCAACCCAUGGAGUAUAUCUGUUACUUAGCGGAUGAGAAAGGCAACCCCACACUGGAGAUUGGUCGGGAUCAGCUGCUGGAAAAGACCGGCGGCAUCGACCCUUUCGACAUAGAUGCUGAUACUCCGUACGAUGAUCCUCAAAUUACCGCGGUCACGAAGGCGCGCUUCAUGGUCGGGAUCCGGAUGCAAUUGGGGCUUCCCCCGGGAGUGAAUCCUCGAGACCUAUCCGUUGUUACUCUGGUGGGAGAUCGUCCUGACCGUGUCCUGUUCAAUAUGUACUGCUCCCAAGUCACCGUUAUUCAGAACUCUCCGCCCGGCGGAUGGGGCAAUCCCGGAUCGUGGAAUGUAUGGAACCAGCCGUAUGGGCAGCCCUGGGUGGCCCAGGCCGAGGUCAAUCUCGUCGUGGCCGAUCUGGACCACAAUUUGGACAGUUCCAGCUAUCUGAACAAUCACCCUGCCGUCAAGGACGAGCUACGAAAGGCCCUGGUCAACCUUUCGGGCACAGCAUUCAGCCUGCAGCAGCUCCUGUUUGACCUGGACAAUGCCGCCUUGCAAGGCGACCCUCAGUUUCCGGGCAUGGACAUGUCCAAGGACGCGGGGUAUAUCCUCCAGAUGUACUUUGUCAAGCGGUAUCAGCAGUCGGCAAAAGAACAUGGGCUACCGCUCAUCGCCGUGACCGCCGCCUCGCAGGAUUCGGAUCCUUCCCCCUUGCAGAUGACCUCUCUUGAGCGGACCCUCACGCAUCCCACCGGAAGCAGUAGCCCGGCGACCACCUUGAACUAUCUCUGUGCCGUCGACAAUCACCCGACCCCGUCGCCGUAUACGAGGUUUGACUGGAACUGGGUUCAGCCCGCUGAGAUCAGCGAGAGCAGUGGGGUGAUAGCCAUCCGCCGCGAGAUCUUCGCCGAUCUGAUCGCCCAGAGCUUGCAGGACGCAGUAAACCGGAGUUGUUUUACCGCAAACGUUGAGAGCUAUGGCUGCUCAGUCAGUGCCGACGGCAACAGGCCCCCGCCUAGUGUGUCGCCAAGCGGUAGCCAUCUCAUCUCCCUGGUGUGGGAAUCCCUGCAGGCUGGGACAAUGUACCCGAUGCGGGAUAGUUACCCAGUUGACACCACCCUGGGGGUCUUCUAUACCCUGGAUGCAUACCUUGAUGAGGAUAGCAUCAAUGUCGCGCAGUGGCUCAAAGUGAACGCCUCGUGUGCAGCUGUGGCUUUGGAGGGUGGCAUUACCGGUCACGUAAAUGUUAAUGUCGACCUGGUGAAAAAGUCAAUGACUGAUACAUACAACCUGACCGUCACCCAAGACGGCGGGCUUCGGCUGGUUCGGGCUGGGGGAAGUGGUAUGAAGGAUGAGUCCGACCCCAUCCCCGUGCCUGACUGGAAUCCGAAGGCAUGGCAACUGGUCCUGGCCGCCUUGCACAAGAUCCAGGAUGCAGUUUCCUUGGAUGGGGGCGAUCUGCAUGAGCUGGAAGUCAGCAAGGUACAAAGCUUUGUCUUCCCCGGUGCUAGAGUCUUCACCUACAAGAGACCCACCUUCUCCCAGUACCAAGACCUAUUGUUUGAAAUUACUUAUGUGGAUCCCACCGAGGUAAGCGCCUCGCCUCAGCGCCCAGAUCCCAGUCCGGCCACCAAAUCUAUCCAUCCGGAUCCCAUGAAGCUCGCCACGGGGAAGCUGACCGUCUCCGCAGAAUUGAUUCAAAACUACGUGCAGGGCGAGAUAAUUUCCCCAACAGGAAAGUUCGAGGCCCUACAGACUGGCGAUGGCCACACUCUGCUCUUUGGAAUCGACUCGUCCGGGGUCCUUCAGGUUAUUGAAGAGCAAAGCGGGACAUGCCAUGUGGGAUGGCACGUACAUGACCUAUCGACGGCGGCGAUCCAGGCGCAAUUCAUGAGCGAUGCGUCCCGAGCGGUCGUCCGCACCUUCGACGUGGGGCAGAAUGCGUUGGAUGGGACGAUUGGCCUGAUGAUGGCCGUUCAUCUGGAUGGAAAUGACCAUCUCUUCCACUGCCUGAACAACCCUAACCAGGAUCUCUCCUGGACCGCGUGCCCAGCGUGGACGAUGGUGCCAUUCGACCCUGCCAAUGAGACAACCCGUGCGAUCACGAUCGCCGGGGCCAUGUUCGCAGAGACGUGGGAGAAGAGUCAGUUCCUUGUGGUCGAUGUCGAGCGAACUCACUCGCAAUCGGCCUCCGAAGCCCAGAUCGUGCGAUAUCAUAUCGACACUGCCCACACAACCGGCCACUUCUGGGUCAAGAAGGAUGUGACGAUUGAUCUAGCGACCGGAGCCUAUCAAAGUGUGGUAGGUCGAGUGCGCGGAAAGCCUGUGGACGGCAUCUACAAUGCAGGGACUACGGGGGGGCAGCCGCAACUGGUGUACGAGCCUGUCAUUAACGCCUACGGGGAUGGUCCGGUCACCCCGCGGCGCUUGCGACUCCCAGGGGGAGCCAUUCCCACUGCGAUUGCUACCGCUCGGAAUGCCGCCGAUCACAGUACAGACCUCUACUGCGUCGGCGGCUCGACCCUGUACCGAUUUGCGGCGGACCAACAGAGCGAGGCGAAGGACCCGCUAGCUCUCUGCACGAGCGAGUUCCUGGUGGGCACCGACACCCUGCGGGCGAUGACCCACGGAGGCAUGACGACCCUCUGGGGACGCAAUCAAAGCGAUCAGGUCUACUACCUGGCGUGCCGCACCAGCCAGCUUUCCAAGCCCGCGGCGUGGAGUAUGCCCUUUCCCAUCUUGUCCGGCAUUGAGCGCAUCUCAGCCUACGUCAAUUGUGCCGAUGGGGGGAGAACCAUUUUUGCUGCCGGCAACGGGAGGCUCCAGAAGAUUGUCCAGGGUUCCCCUGCUACGGGGGGAGUCUGGAGGGCCCAGGAUAUCACCGUGACUGCAGCACCCAGCCAGCCAUGCACGAGCUUCCGCUCGUACACCACGACCAUCCAUGUCACGGAGCUCACCUCGAACGCGCCAGUGCCCAAGGCGAUGGUGAAGCUAUCCGCCAGCAGCCGCACCCCGGUGUUCAUCAACGGACUCUACUACGUCCUGUCGGCAACGGUCCCCGUCCAAGUUCCCGCGGACCCUUCGGGGGUCCUGACCGUGAUCGAGGCCACCAACGAUAGCCUGCAAGCGGCCGUGCUGACUGUCGGACUGGAAAACACCACUCUGACCAUCAACCCUACCGACCAGACCAUGGCCAGAAUCACCGCGUUGGACUCGGCCGACAAACUCCGCGGCGCGCAGGUCCCCACGCAGACCAUCGCUGGCGGUGUUGACGGAGCGUCCACGUACACCUCCCUUGUCAGCCCCUCGGCAGCGGACGACGACGUGGCGGCGGUCGCGCAGAGCAUGGGCGUGCUGAAGGAUGCCUAUGCCAAGGUCCAGGUUCCUGCUCAGACCACGAUGACCCUCAAUCUGAAUUUCUUCGGGGAUCUGUGGGACGGAAUCGGCGCGAUCGUGGGGGAUAUCAAGGAGAUCCUGGGUUCCAUCGGGGACGCGCUGUCGGCCGCCUGGGGAGACACCUGGCAGUGGCUCAAGAAUGCCGGGAAGACGCUGGGCCGGAUUGUGGUCGACGCAGCCACGGGCGCGAUGCACUUCCUCGCCAAGAUCGGGGGCCAGAUCUUCCACGCGGCGCUGAAUACUGUACAUGCGGUGGCUGGGGCCAUCGGCUGGCUGGUAGACAAGAUCAAGGACGCGGCUACCUCCCUGGUCGACUGGGCUCUGGUCUUGCUCGACUGGGGGGACAUCCGGCGCACCAAGCAGGUGGCGCACAACCUGAUCCGCCUAUGGAUGCAGCACCAGGUGGAUCAGAUUCCCCAGGUCGCCGCGCGCUGGGACCAAGCCAUCACGGGCCUCGAGCAGACAAUCGAUCAAUGGUCGGGCGCUUCCGACUUUGCUCCGCUCGGGGCGGACGGAGAGGUGAUGAAGAAGCCUGGCGCGCAAGGGGCCGCCAACCCUAAUCAGGGCCAGACCUCGGCCUCCCAGCUAUUUGUCACUCACUACCGCAACCACGCGCAUCAGCUUACGGUCGUCGGGGACAGCCCAUCCCUGGACGGUGUCGAAGGCCUGCUGGAAGAUCUGUUGGCCGCCAUCAGUAAGGAGGGCGCCGUCCUUGGGACCGUCUUCGAUCAGCUCCAGCAGCUGCUGGACGACUUUUCAAGCAUCAGCCUGGAGGAGGUACUCAAGCGCAUGAUGGGUAUUCUGGCCGAUGGCGUGAUGUCCAGCGUUCAGGUUGUGGGGGACACCUUGCUACGCAUCCUCCAGACCCUGACCCAGUCCGCCCUCGCCGUGCUCGACACCAAGAUCCAUAUCCCUAUCAUCUCUGAUCUUCUCAACCUGGUCGGGGUGCCGGACAUCUCCUUCCUCGACCUCUUCACCUGGAUCAUCGCCGUGGCGUAUACUAUCGUGUACAAGAUCACGCACAACAAACGCGCGCCGUUCCCAGACACUACCUCGGUGUCGGCCCUCAUCGCCGCGGGCAGCUGGGAGGAGCUCUGCAGCCUCUUUGGGCACAGCCAGCUGGCCGUGUCUAGCGAUCUGCAGCAGAUGAUCUUCGCGCCCGGCCACGCCCUCGCGGGCCUCGCAGGCGUCAUCCUCGGGUCCGUGAGCACUUUCGAGGCCGAAUGCGAGACGGGCAGCAACCCCUUCUCCUGGCCAGGGAUUGUCCUGGCCAUCACCAGCGCUGCCCUGCAGGGCGCCACCAACUUCCUCGCGCCGCACGACCCCAUCGCCAACGAGGUCGUCAGUGACAGCACGUGGGGCCUCCUCGCUAUCCGGAUUGCCAGCAAGGUCUUCUUCGCCGUCAAGGGCCCCAGCGAGCCCGUCGCCCCCGCCAACGUCGGCAAGCUGGUGAUGAGCAACGCCCGCGGCGUGAGCGCCAUCGUCGACACGGUGCUGAUCCUCCCGGACAUUGCCAUCACUGGCUGGCACAUCGGCGAGCUGGCCCAGAAGCCCGCCGGCAAGGUCAAGUCCGCCGCCAUCCUGGAGGAGUGCGGGAAAGUGGCGUCGUGGAUCUCGCGGGCCGCCUACGCCAUCGCGCUGAACGAUCCCGAGCCGGAUUCGAAGGAGAUCGCGGUGGGGUUGACGGGGAUGGCCAUCUGGGUCGCCGCUGGGUUUCAGCUGGGGGAAGCGGAGUGGUGUUGAUCUCAUGAGGGUUUGGCUGAAAGAAGGUCCCCGGGGAAGGGGGGCUGUAAUGUGAA
Messenger RNA from Aspergillus japonicus CBS 114.51, 5347 nucleotides. RefSeq lists its product as uncharacterized. Bases 48 to 5291 code for a protein of 1747 amino acids. The transcript is spliced from 3 exons. The record is from RefSeq and is a predicted model, not a curated record. Lineage: Eukaryota; Fungi; Ascomycota; Eurotiomycetes; Eurotiales; Aspergillaceae.